Molecule: messenger RNA, 1754 nt
Organism: Spizellomyces punctatus DAOM BR117
Lineage: Eukaryota; Fungi; Chytridiomycota; Chytridiomycetes; Spizellomycetales; Spizellomycetaceae
Exons: 15
Coding region: 33-1688 (551 amino acids)
Source: RefSeq, a predicted model, not a curated record
UAAAUACAUAAUACUCUGGAAAGUACAUCGACAUGCUACCCUCUGUCAUCACCAGUAGGGCUUCAAUACCCAAAGUCGGUGCCAAUUUAAAAACACCGGCCCCGCCCCCACAACCUACAGAAGAGCAGAUCAUGAAAGGCGGUCAUGCGCUACGGAAGUUGAAGAGCUACUGCGAAGAAUUGUACAAUAUCAAUGACGAUUAUCGAGAAGAACUUUCCAACGCAAACGUCCUCAUCCAGAAACUCAUCUCACAAAAAAAUAAUCUGGAGGGCGAGCUGCAGGAAAAAAAUGACCGAAUCGCGUUUCUUCGACAACGAGAACAGAAGGGCUUUCACGUCACUCGAACGCAGGAGGAAACAGAACGACUGUUACACGAAGAGAUACGGAAACGACUUAAAGCGGAGGACGAGUGUUCAGAGCUCACUGCCAAAAUCGAGCAAAUGAAGGCAGAUCAUGAAACAUAUAGGCGCGGAAUAGAAGCAGAAGCGCUUCAAAAAGAUACACAGAAAAUUGUAAUAGAAGAACAGAAGAAGAAAAUUGCAGAAUUAGAGCUUUUCAUCAAAAACCUUGAGUUUGACUUGGACGAGCAGCGAGUGCUAACCAUCAAGUUUCAACGAACGACUGGGGAGCUGGAGAUGGCAAUAGCGGAUCUCAAUCGUAAACAUGAUGACUUGACUAUCUCCGAGUCUACAUUCCGGGAUGAAAACUCGCAGCUGCAAAAGCGCGUAAGGGAUCUCAUGGAUGCCAAUAAAGAAGUAACGGCAAAUUAUCAAGCAGUCAAAAAGAAUCAAGACCUCAAACGUAGCGAGUUUGAAGCUCUUGCUACCGAACUAGAGGAAGCCAAAAAUGCAUGCCAAAUGGCAAUUCGACAAAAAAAGCAGCUUCAAAAUGAACUUAAUCAGCUUGUUAAGCAACGAAAUGAGCUUACAGAAAGAAAUAAAGCCAUGGAAAACCUACUGAGUCGGAAAGAAAAGGAUAUUUCGGAUCUGCUAACGAAAGUUAACGAUACAAUCAACGAUUACGAGCAAAAAUUGGAAAAGAAAGAGGAGCAAAUGUGGGCUAUGAGCUUGCAGAUGACAGAGGCUGUUGGGAGGACCCAGGCUCCCGAACCGCCAAAGGACCAGAAAGGACGUACCCGCGUGGACAUUGACCCAGAUUUCAUCGACAACAUUGAAAAGAAAUGGCAGAGCAGAGAGCGGAGUUUACAGGCGGAAGUUGACCGACUGGGUGAGAGCAUGGCGGUGAAGGAAAAGCAAAUUGAGAAAUUGAAUGCCACAAUUACGGAACUCAACAAAAAGCAGUUCCAGCCAAGAAUGGAGCGAUUGAGAGCUAUUGAGAAAGACAUCAAGAACAGAAUGGAGGAGUACGCUCUAGCAGAAGAGCGAAUGGAGACCGGGUUCCUCUGCCCGCGAGAUGUACAGCUAUUCAAGCAUCCAAUGACCUUGAUACCAUGCGGGCACACCUAUUGUAAACCCUGUAUCGAGUCCAUCAAAGAAGAAAAUUAUAAUGUACUUGCAUGUCAAGUUUGCUCCACCCCCGUUGAACAUGUCUUCCGAAACGAACAGUUGGAGUCAGUCGAGGAGCAGUUUCAAAGGAGAAAAAACCUGACAAUCUCGUUUUUGGAAUGGAUCAAGUUAUUGAAGGUAUACUUACCAUCUGAUACUGAUAAUCGGCCCUUAUCGCAGUAAACAGCUUCAUGUGUAUAAAAUUACUUGUUUAAAGUAGUACAUUAAUACAUCUCAUACAUUAGCAUA